GGACCCCAGAGAGCAGGACGCGCCGGAAGCUGGCGAGUUGAACGACAAGGGAGAUGGCGGUUGUCUAAGUAACUCGCAGGUGUCACUUCUCGAAGGUAAGAGAAGGUCUUUCGAAAGCACCUUCUGGGAGGAGGUAUUGUGCUCAGCGGUUUCUUGUGCAGACGAUGUGCAUUCUCCUAAACGAGUUAGUGGCCAGGGACCAGGAAAUGGUGGUGGAGCGGAGGUUUAAACUUGAUCUCACCUAUAACGUGCAUGUUAUGGAUCAUGUACUGAUGACUUUUUACUGUUCCCGUUCUAGUUCUGGUUUGAGCUUUAACGAGAUGAGGCAUUUACUAUACCUGGGGCUCUUGGGUUUUUUGCCAUAUAAAGCAGCGGUUCCUGUUCUCUCUUUUUUUCUGAGGUGUUGUUAUUUGAUAUAUGCAGGGAGCAAUCUGUGGGUUCGGGUUUUUUUAAUUAGUCAUUGGUAUCCCCAAAGCAAAAUUAACCAUUGGAUUGUAAAAGUUAUGCAUGUCUAAUCUCUUGUGUCCCAACAGCUGCAUAAGGAUGACUUCCUUGAAAGUGCCAGUCAUCGAUGUCCAGAAUGAUAAUUUCAAGGAGCUCUGGCCAUCCAUGCUCUUGGCCAUCAAAACAUCUAGCUUUAUAGCUAUUGACACGGUGGGUAGAGUUGCCCUUCUUUGUGAUUUCUCAAAAAGGGUAGGGGCGGGGACUGUAACUUUGAUGGUAAUUGGGUUGCUGUCUUUGCUAGGGAAAGCUGACACCAUUUUAUUUAAUUUUUCCAUUGGUCUAUCUACCUAUUCUUUAUACUGCUUUCCAGGGUUUCAGACAGGAGUUUUCCAGCUCUGCAUGGGAGACAUCAGGGAUUAAACCUUGAACCUUGUACAUGUAAAACUGUAACACUGAGCUACAACUUAUUUUACAUAACUUGUUCUACCAUGGAGUGGAAAUCUAAUUGUUAUCUUUGUCCAUAGGAGCUUAGUGGGCUUGGAACAAGGAAGAGUUUGUUGAAUCAGUAAGUAAUGUGCUGCUUCUGUGUGAGUCCUGAAGCAUGAUGUUCUCAUUCUUCUUGUUCUGAAUUAUUAGGUCCUUGAGUAUGGACAGCAUUGUUGAGUGUCUGCCGAUACUUUCAGGAGUCUUUGUUUCCCCCAACUCAGUACCAGACACUAGUUGAGUGGACCUAUUGGGAUUCACAGUGGAAGCAGUUCUUUGACUGUGUGGGUGUGGAUGGCUUAAGAUGUGCUUGCCCAUUUGGAGUAAUCAGUUCUUUGAGGGCAGGAAAUAUGCAAGCUGUGGGGAACAGGCCCACAUGCUAUUAAUGCGCUUUGAAAUUCAGGCUGGUCUCGAUCUUGAAUGGAAAGGUGAAAUUUGUCAUGUCAAUAGGGAAGCUAUGGUUCAGUGGUCUAAAUUUCCUACUAAGCUGCCUGAGGCUUCUCCCCACAGGUGUAUUGAAGAACGAUACAAAUCUGUUUGCAGUGCUGCCAGAACACGCUCCAUUUUGUCUCUAGGAAUUGCUUGUUUCAAACAUCUUCCUGAUAAGGUAUAGUGCUCAUUGUCUGGCUUUCACCCUAAUUCUACUGCUGAGUUAAGAAUGUGUUGCCUAUAAGAGGAUGGUAUAUUGAAGGUUCAGUCUUCAAUGCAUAAAGUGACCAGUAUUGAUUCUAGACACUAAAGGAAGUAGUUGUUGAUUUCUAGGAUGUUCCUGUUUGCACUUUUUCUGUGCUGCUCUCAAUUUCUUUGAACUGGCCUGUAUUUGCAGUCAGAGAACACAUACCUCUCCCAGAUCUACAACCUGACCCUGCUCUGUAUGGAGGAUUAUAUCAUUGAACCACAGUCAGUUCAGUUCCUGGUGCAACAUGGCUUUGACUUCAACAAGCAGUAUUCUCAGGGCAUUCCUUAUCACAGAGGCAAUGACAAGGUAUGGGGACUGUUUACUGUAAGGUAUAAGUGAGGUGAGACCACAAUGAGAAGUAACUGGUUUCUUUCUUAAUAUCUGCUUGGCUUCGUUUGCAUUUCACACUUCUUUUGCUAAUCAAAAUUAUCACGUGUAUUUUUAAAAAACCUUUAUUAACACCAAAUAACAACCCACAAUGCAUUUCACACUUCAGUGUCAUGGGGCUGAAUUGAUGCUGCACCAACAUAGCCACCACCUAGUCAAAGUAGUUCUGUGGAGCUUCUGUGGAGGAGUCAGUCUGCUAGCAGCUGGUUUCACCAUUGAGCUGGAGGAGAACUGCCCUCACAGAAAUAAGCUUGGGAACACAUACCAGGGCCUGAGCUGAAGGGGUGCGAAAUGUCCUGCACCUUCAUCUGACAGUUCUGGUAGAUGAAUAAAGCACCAUCUCUGCCUAGAGUACAGGAGAGAGUGGUGGUGGGCAUCCUGCCUUUUCCAGGCUUUACCUCAGCGAAAACUAGGUGUGGUGGUUCUGCCCUAGAACCUGGGUCAUGAAUCCAUAAGCAGUGGCAGAAUUUGGGCUGUAGACCUGUACCAUCAAAACAGGUGAAGGGAACUCCAGGGGAUCAAUGCCACCCUCUUUUGCAUUUACCUCUGCUGCCUUUGCCUGCAUUGACCGCCCAACACUUCUGAGGCUCAUCUUCAUCCAGGCUGUUCUCAUAUCAGAGAAACUAGUGCAGGCUUUGGAAAUGAGGCCAGCUAACCUUAUCCCCUCUUUGCUCUCUCACAGGGAAAUGAAAACCACAGCCAGACUGUCCGUACUUUUUUCCUGGAACUGAUCCGAGCCAAGAAGCCCCUCAUUCUGCACAAUGGCCUAAUUGAUUUGGUUUUCCUGUACCAGUGCUUUUAUGCUCACCUUCCUGACAAUUUGGGCACCUUCACUGCUGAUCUUUCAGAGAUGUUCCCAGCUGGAAUCUAUGACACCAAGUAUGCUUCUGAGUUUGAGGCACGUUUUGUGGCUUCUUACCUAGAGUAUGCCUACAAGAAAUGGUAGGUAUCUCUUGCCAGGUCAAGCUGUAAGCACCCUGACAAGGAUUUUUGGGCCGAGAUCCAUCGUAGCACAAGUGGACAUUUGCCUGAUCAAAUAAUAAGGCUUUUCCUUCCUCCCCUCCCCCCUUCACCUCCCCAUGUACUCCCAAAAUCUACUCUGGAGAUUUGAGGGACCAGGUUUUUGGAGCACAUGGGUGUGGGAGGUAGAAUAGAAAUUGGAAGUUCCAUUGCACAGGCUGAUUUCUGUUGGGUAAGCAGGCAUACAUCAUUGAAUGCUGCUCCUGGGCUUUAAGUAGCGAGAACACAACUGCUGGGUCCAAGGCUGCUGCUCUUCUAUUUUUACCGGAACAGGGUCUGAUUUGGGUAUGAAUGAGUAGGGUAGAGGACAAGAAGUAUGAAUACCAUAUCUAGUUAGUGACUUUGUUACUUUCCAUAUAGCUUAUUAUGUUUAUGUGCAUUUUGGGCAAAUACUGUGAUUCAGUUAAAUCUUAAUUGUGAUUCAAUUAAUCCCCAAGCUCCACUACAAAGUCAUAACUCCACAUGCAUGUACUUGCCUGCCAUUUGUCUCAGGUUGUUUCCUUGCUACAGCUUUCAGCUGAAAUUCUUUAUGAGUUUAAAUUAUUAUUAUUACUAAAUUUGUAUUCUGCCCUAUACCUGUAGAUCUCAGGGUGGUUCACAACAUAAAAUUACAAUAUAAAAGACACAAAAUACAUGAUAGAAAUAUGAACAAAAACAAACCAAUAAUCGCCCCUUCCACAACCCAUUUUAAAGGGCAUCGGAUGUCAAUCGGCCAAAGGCCUGGUUGAAGAGGAACGUUUUCACCUGGUGCCUAAAGAUGUAUAAUGAAAAUGAGUUGCAUUUCUUUUUACUGCUUAGGAGACUGAAAUCUCUUAUUUGAUACUAGAGCCUGGAUUCUAAGUAAAGUAUUUUACUUAAUUCCAGUCCACAAAAUUUUGACUGGCCUUGGCAGUUAGCCAUAAUUUAUGGUCUCCACAAACUCUGCUCUGUUGGCACAUGCAGAGGACCCAAGAGCUGAAGGGUCAGUCACAUUCCAUGCUGUGCCUUUAAAACAUUAAAAUACAGCAAGAAGGAUUCUCACUCAAUUUUCAGUAUCUUCAAAAUGUGGCAUGAAGAAAAAGUUAUUUGCAUAUAUCAGAAGACUUGAAAAAGAGACUGCAACAGUCUCGUCUGCCUAAUGCGGUAGAAGAUGGCUCCUGCCUUAAGUUCUCUGUGGCAGCAGAAUGAAGGGGUAGGGUUUUUCAUGUUGUCCUUGGCUACUAGCAGAAGAAACUAGUAGAAAUGUGUGGAACUGACUAAACAACUCCUCAGGUUUUCUCUUCCCUUUUCUCUGUUUCCCCACUCCCUGAUUCUAAUAAUCAAAUGAGAGGUUUGCCUUCUGCUUAGAGAAAAGUACUAGUUUGGGAAGAUGCUCAUACCCUGUUACGGUGUUCCAGGUAUCUGGCAGUCAGGGGAACAAGCAGUUGUGCAGAUAGCAUUUUUAUGUGUCUCUGCUUCUCUUCUAAAAGGCAAUGCUAUGUAUCUUUUAUAUUCUUAUUUCCGCUUUAGCUCAUUUUUCUACAUUCAGGGGGCUUUCCUAUGAGUACAUAGAGGAGCCUGUCCUGAAGGGCAGUUGAUCUCCUUGCUCUGACACAGCCUCUGUUCCAGGUUCUAAUGCUAUUCUUGCCUUCCAGCAAGCGAGAAAACUACAGGUUGAAGAAUUCAGAAAAGCAGCACCUCAGCAUAGAGUUCUGCAACUACCCAGACAGCAUAGCUUCCUACAUCGAUUAUCGCUUCUGUUCCCUAUCAGAUGCCAGCCAGUCUGGGCUUGACCCUGCAAACAAAGUCACCAUCUGUCAGACAUUUUCUGUAAGUAUUACUUCUGUCUCCCUUCUAUCUUGAAAGUUUGUUAAAUAGUAAAUUGUAAAUAGUUCAUUCAGUGUGGUGGAUAUUCUCAGAUAGGGACUAUGAGGACAAGCUGUCUAGGAUGAGAGACAGGCUCUUGGGCUGGAUGUGUGUUUGGCAGUGGGAGGCAAAUGCUUAUGCUGGUAUUAUGGUCAAUUUUAAAGCAUGGUACCUCUUUCUGCAGCUUUCUGAUAAAAAUGGAGAGGUGCUACCUUUUAAUAAUGAGGGUAUCUGGGAGCUUACUAGAGAACACAAGAGACCUGCUGGGUCAGGCUAAAGGUCCAUUUAGUCCAGUAUAUUUUCCCAACAGUGGCCCAGCCCAGAAGCCUGCAAGUAAUACAUGAGGUUUGGAUGAUCCAGAAUAGUCUUUUAAUAUUGCUAUUUUCCGGUUAAUUAGCAUGGCACAAUCUCACAAAUGUGAUAAAUAUCCAGAAGUUAAUGUUGAAAGUUGGUCUAGGGCAGCAUUUCUCAAAUUUGGGUCCCCAGCUGUUGGACUACAACUCCCAUCAUCCCUGACCACUGGUUCUGCUAGCUAGGGAUGAUGGGAGCUGUAGUCCAACAACAGCUGGAGACCCAAGUUUGAGAAUCACUGCUGUAGGGUAUCUAAGAUCCAGUGAUAUUUUCUCAAGUGUGCUCAUGAUUCUCACUCUCCCCUGUAGGCCUAUGGCUGGUGCCCAGAUGGAUUGAAGUGUUCACAGUCUCACAACAUUGACCUAAUAAUUAAUGAAGAUGAGAACCACAAAGAGGACAAGCGGAAGAAAAGAAAGCAGAAGUGGAAGCAUCGGAAGAAUUUUGUAGAGCCCUCAAAGGAACCUGUGUUGAGAAGCCCUGAGAAGGAAGGAGAGGCGGCUUGCAAUAUGGAAGACGGUCCCCCAUCCAAGCAGUCCUGUUUAAGCAACAUGGUUGCUUCUACUGUAGAUUCUGCAGGCACAGAAACUGUAUCCAGUAAUGAGGAGAGUUCUAUGGAUGUGGAACGAGAACUAGGCUCUGACACAACUGAUACCAAGAUGGAUGAGGAACAAGCCAGUGCCACAGACAAUGAGGGCAUCACUUUAUCACCAUCCAAAGAUGGGCCACAACAAAGGGCAGCAGGGACUGAAGGAUCAGGACCAGAAGUCCAGAUAGAGUGUGCUUCUGUAGUGACGGCUUUGUCUGGCACCCAGAACCCAGUGGCACCAGUGCCUGGCUGUUCAGAGGGUGGUAUUCACCGGGCUGGCUUUGAUGCCUUCAUGACAGGUUACAUUAUUGCCUACGUCCAUAUGCUCAAAAAUGAUGAACACAAAGACUCAAGUGAAGGGCCUUGGUUGCCGGACUGCCAUAACAAAGUGUACCUCAGUGGGAAGUCUGUCCCCCUUCAGAUAGUGAAAAGUUUGUUUUCUAAAUCCUCCAAAGCUCACAGCCAGAAGAUGAAAUUGGCUUGGGCUAGUAAGUAGAGCUGGGAACCCUCCUACUUGGGACUUUACAUAAGAGCUGUUGAAAAUAGCAGCAGCUUCUACCCACAGUCAUCAAACAAAAGCAGCAGACUGUGACUUUAUUUUUAAACAUCUGCACAAUUAAAUUACUCUGUACAGUACUAGAAUUUCUGUUUUUGUUUGUUAAAGGUAGAGCCUUUAUGUACACAGGACCAGGCAACUGUCUUAAACAUGGGAGAGCUAUGAGGAGCCCUAAUUUAUAGCAUAUUAAUUUAAUCCACUCAUUCAGACCAACAGCAUGAGAACCAGCAGCUUAUUUUUGUAACGACCAUGGAGACCACUUCUUCUCUUGCAUACAAAGACCAAACAGCUUCCAUAUAUAAGUAACAAUAUUUAUAGCAGUAUAAAACCUUGUAUCUAUGCAGUAUUUGUGCAUUUUAAAUUUCAGAUCAGAGCCUGUUGGGGAUUACAGUCAUACCUCGUGCUAAGUUUGCUUCACGUUGCGGCUUUUCAGGUUAUGAACAUGGCAAACCCAGAAGUGUUUACUUCCGGGUUCGCCACACGCAGAAGCACUUUGCACAUGUGCAGUAGCGGUGCUCUACUUAGGGACUUUUCGGGGUGCGAACAGCACCCCGAAACGGAUCGUGUUUGUAAGUAGAGGAACCACUGUAUAUUGGUAAGUAUGCACCAGCAUACUUACCAAACUAGAUACAGUAUUGUGUAAAUUCCAUUAAAGUGCAUAUUCAAAAAGAUGCAAAUUGCAGAGGGAGGAAUGGGAGAAGGAACAACAUUCAGACUCCAGGGUAUGUGGCAGUGGGGGUGCUUUCAUCCCACCCUGCUGCUUGUGCCCACCAUUUGCAUAUUUUAAAAUGCGCAUGGUAGUCAUAUAAUUAAGCUCAUUGUUUUGAUGAUUGAGUCUUUGGAUGGGUUGGAAAAGUAGUUAACUAAAGUUCUAUGGGCCUCAUCAGUGCCUAGUACAAGGCAUGUGCAGAAAACCUAGUAAAAGAGACUGCUCCUUAAAGUAACUUAAGACAUUCUUGAGGUUCAGCAGGUCUGUUUUGAACAAGGCACCUUUUGCAGACUUGCUGUUGCUCAUAUCACCUUUUAUGAAAUAUUUCAUUGUAUCCAACUAAAUAAUUGUGUGCACUGAAUGACUUCCACAAAUGCAACAGUGUUCCCUUUCUUCCCAUUGCAUGCCCCCCAUGUGCUUUUGACAUUUCUGCAACCUGGCAGUGUGUGCAAUGAUUUGGUUAGAUACGGCCUAUUCUUUUCUGUAACAAUAAUGGUGAAACUCUUGCCUCAGGAGCUAGAAAACUGCAGCUAUGUGUGAGACACAGGAUGGCACAAGAGCUUGAAGAUGCAAGAGAAUUUCAGAAAUAGGUUUCAUGCUUUUCUUCUACCCAUACCACUUGCCUGUUUUUUGGUAAGUUUGCUGCAGAAUAAAUGAGUAAGAAGCUAGAUGGGCUUCUGCAAACCUUAGUUUGCAAAGGGCAUAGGAAGGUAUCUGCAUCAUACUCUGCAUUCUGUUGUUCUCAAACUAAAUCAAACUGCUCAAGCCUUGGAGUGUACUUUAGGUAAAACCUACUGGAAACAACAAAGGAUAAAAAAUCGAUUCACAAAUGCUACCUUUAAAGUCACAUUUGGCAUUAGUAGAGGGGAAAUGUGCCCAGCCAACUAAUGCAGUUACAGCUGAGGUUUAAUCUCUUGCUGGCUGCCUUUACUUAUAAAAGGCUUUUAAUCUUACUCAGCUUUGUCACCACUAGUUUUAGCAGGGAAAGAAAACAGUCUGUUUUGUUAAUACUCUCUUUCUCAGGCCAAAUGAUCCUUCCACCAAUUAGUUGCAAAGACAGUGGCCUCCCCAUGCUGUGGUAGUUUGGCCCUCUGACCAAUCUAAUCUCAGUAGAAGUAUAGUAUGCCCAAGUAUCAGCUGCGCACAAACUUCCUUUUUGUGAACAAGCAGAAAGCCUUGGUUGAUCAUAGUGCUUGGUUAUGCCCAAAUGGCUUCCAAACAAGCCAAAAUAUGGAGUUAAAGGUUUUAAGUUUGCUUAUAUCUCUUAGCUUGUUUGGCAGCUAUUAACCAUUUGUUCAUAGUGGGAACAGGAAACCAUGCUUAACUAGGAUUUCCUGGCUUGUUUCACAGCUCACACAAAGGGAGGAGCAAAGCUUCCAUGUGUGGGUGCCUGACACUCCUGCAUAUUGCAGCUUAGAAUUUAUUGUCAUAGCACAAUUAUCAAGCAAACUUGGUAUACAACUAAAUCAGUACAGCAGGUGUGAGAAACCUGUCGCUCUCCAGAUGUUACUGAACUACAACUCCCAUCAGCCCCCACAAGUGUGGCCAGUGAUGACAGUUCAUCAACAUCUGAAGAGCCAAAGGCUCCCCACAUCUGCAGUACAGAUCAGCCAUAAGUUCUAAAUCUAUCUAGUAUUUCUUACUGUUCCCCCCACCCAAAUAUAUUUAUACAUUAAGCUUCUCUAUCUUUUUCUUCCGCUUAAAUUUAUUUUGCUUUUGCUUUUCUAACUUCUGUUUUCUGCUUCUAACACUGAUGGUACAUUUUAAUUCACUGGUUGCCACUUAUUGCUAAUAUUCCUAAUUGAUGGUGAUCUGUGGGUUUCAGCUACAAAGGAGUUGUAUGGGGAAAAGAGCAGAACAUAUUAAUCUACCACUUUUGCCUGAACUGGUGCCAUAACGCCCACUGCCAACACUGGUGUACUAUAGCCUUUUGGGCUAGCCCUGCAUGUGUUACAAGAGGUUGUUAUAGCUGCUAGUCCUCAGAAGUCCUGUUCACAUAAGUAGCGGAGCCAAGCGUUCAGGACAAGUUCAUUCAGGACAAUUAUAAAAGUAUUUAAUAUAACUUGAUUUGUUGACAUAAGAUGUUGUGAUGACUACUGGGUUAAAUGACUAAAAAAAGAUUAUACCAAAUACAUGAAAUAGGCCAGAAGCAGUAUGCGCCUGAAUACCUGUUGUGUUGGGGAGGAUACUGUUUAUGCAUUGCUUCUUGAUUUUAUGGAAAUGUGACUUGACCACUGUGGGAAACAGAAUGAUGACACUUUAGUUCAAAGCACAGCUUGGAUGAAAGAUCAGGACGAAAGUGGGGGGGGGGGUGUAUUUUCUAAGCCGCAUACUGUUGGGUACUUGGAAAUAGAAACAGCUUCUUUGGGGGGGGGUCUGAAUUCCACACAACAAAUAAAUAGUAACUCUGUCUUUGUAGCAUGGCAUACUAUAAAAGGAAUCUCUGUGAAAUCAGACAUUUAC
Molecule: messenger RNA, 9502 nt
Organism: Podarcis lilfordi (Lilford's wall lizard)
Lineage: Eukaryota; Metazoa; Chordata; Lepidosauria; Squamata; Lacertidae
Source: the annotation of a GenBank genome assembly